This is a messenger RNA of Dracunculus medinensis (Guinea worm), 1641 nucleotides long. Lineage: Eukaryota; Metazoa; Nematoda; Chromadorea; Rhabditida; Dracunculidae. The record is from the annotation of a GenBank genome assembly.
AUGGAACGCUACCGAAAAGGAAAGGAAGCGAACGAAACAGUCUACGAUACAUCACAUCAAUUUUUAUCCAGUAAUCGUGAAUAUUCAAAUCUCACUUCUCCUAAACAAAUUCACUCAGCUUCUGACACCAAAGUAUUUGGACAAGUGUCGCAAAGGCUUGAGCCAGAAUAUAAAAACAAAUAUACGAAACAAGAACAAAGAAAAUCACGAUCAAAAGCCUUUGGUGGAAGUGGUUUUAAGAACAAAUUGAAUUCUGGACUAUCGCAUAGAUCAAAAUCUGUUGGUCUCGAAUCAGGAAUUAAGCGUUCCACAUCAUCGCGACAGGAAAAUUGGGAUCGUGCUAAAAGGAUUAUUGGAGGAUCAAGGAGAUCUUUUAAUGAUUUGAAAACAGAAAAUUCUAAGCUUACAAUGUCACUCGAUAGAAUUGCAAUGGCUGCAAGUGGCUCCCCACGUUUUAAGUCUUCCCAUGGUUCGUUAUUCGUUGGUGAUGGUGGUAUGUCUACAUUCGAGAAGAUGUCACGCAUGGAUUUGGUGCUAAAUAUCGAUUCCAGUCAUCAGGAGAUACAGCCAUCAACAUCAAUGAACAGUCUUAGUCCAAUGCCUGGCUUAGUGAAAAUACCACCGAAAAAGUUCGGUUUUAAUCGGACCAAACAACUAUUGGCGCAGAAUUUACAAAAAUCAAUCACAGGAUCGUAUUCGAAAUAUGAUGGCGAGCGUGCCACACAUCACUAUAAUCCAGAAGAUCCGAUGAAUAUGCCGGCAAUGGUCGACUGCUUAGAAUCAGCGGUAAAAAAAGGACGUGAACGCUUAUUAGAAGCUGAUCGCCGCAAUUCUGAUUUCGUUGAAGAACUUUCAUUCAGGGGACAUUCGAAUCGAUAUCCUAAAAGGAAUCUGAAUUCAUUUCCUAGUGGAUGCUCGAAAUCCAUGGGUGUAACACAUAAUUUGGCUAGUCAGGUGAUUCAUGAACGAACCGGAUCGCGCGAAGAAACAGAUGUUUUGAAUCAAGAUUCUAGCACAAGUUCAUCUACUGAUAUUACGGAAUCAAAAAUGAAAAAAAAGUUAGUUGUAAAUUCUGAUUUACCAAAAACACAAAGUACAGAGCCUUCUUUAGCGACAAGUGCUCCACCGAUUCCACCCAAAACUUAUCUUUUAAAGAAAACUGCACCAUCGGAUCAACUAUCAAUACAGGUGAAUAACACCACCGACCGAUCACAUGCUUCAUCAUCGGUUUCUAAGACACAAAUAACCCCGAGCUCAUCACCAACGAAAAAAAACCAGAAUCAUAACAAUUUACCUGAGCUAAGCAAAUUGACGGGCAACUACUGCGAUUUAAUACAGAGUAUUGAUAGCACUUGUGUAUCUCGUAAGCCAUCUGAAACCAAUCGUACUUUAUAUGUUAGUAUCGACUCAGUCGCUACAGUUGCUGCUUCAAAGGCGCAAGCAACAAUGAUGGAGGUUAGGGAGCGACAAUAUCAAGUGAACGGUUUGCAGACGAAUGGUAAAUAUUACUCAGAAUUAUCCCUUAAUGGUCGUAAAAAAACUCGUCGUUCGCUGGAUCAACCAAGGCAGAAAGAUUCGUUUGUUCGACGUUUUUGGAGGCGGCCAACUUUUUCCCUUUCUUAUACAGAUCUUCGAUUUUGA